GCUGUAGAUAAUCACCAGUAGCAAGAUCUUUAUUUCAAGAGGAUAGUACAUUGGUCUGCUUCAUUUUAUUUCCUUUUGUGUCCUCGCAGACCAUAAACGAAAGUGGGUGCGCGCGUCUUACUUACGACGAGUAUAUAAAACAGAAACAAAAGAGUUGAUACAAAAGAAGCUGAGAAUCAAACUAUCCACCCGGAAAGUAUAGUUUCAGGUUUGUCUGCUGGAAAUAUUGGAACUACUCCCUGCCAAGAUGGAAUUCAGCAGAUCGGCAGAUAUCAGUGAAUCGUCAGAAAGAGAGAGAGGCUGGGUAGAACUGAACCAGCUCACAGCUAGAAGUGCAGCAGGAGUGUCCAACUUCGAUGUUUUCAGAGAAGCAGAAUGCAUCAAACAAGAAUCAAGACAAUUCAUCAAUUGCGAUGCUGGUUCUGCUUUGGAACAAUCGACAGAAGCUGAGAAGGAAAUGUAUUCCGGCCUUGCCGACAAACUGAGAAUAGAAAUGGAAGAAGCGAAUGUUGAGCGGGUGUUUAUUGAUCUUGCUAGAGCCAAGGCUGAGAGAGAGUAUACAGAAAUAAAAGCCCAAAGAGAGGCAGAGGCUGCUCAAUUUGAUAGGAAAAUAGAAACCACUAGUAGUAAGAUCAGGUCGCUAUCCAAAGAACUCAAUGCUGCCAAGGAGCUCGAAGCGGAGCUUAUGGCAACAUAUCAGGAUUUGAAUGCCCUGCAGAAUGAGAUGGAGUUCAUAAAAGUGAUGGAGAGAAGUUCUGAGAACAAGCGUUUGAGUGAUAAACUCGAGUUAGCGUCAUCUCAGGCAGAAUUGGAGGCGGCAAGGAAAGAGCUUCUAUCUCUCCGAGAAGAGGGAUUUAAGCUAAUGGCUGAAAUGGAUAAUAUAAGAGGAGAAUCAAUAGAGAUUGCUGAAGAGAGAGAGCAGUUGGUGAAGUCUGGAAAGAAAAGAGAAGCCGAUCUUCGGUCCGUCAACUCAAAUCUUCACAAAGCCAUUUCUAAACUUGAAUUGGCAGCCUCAGCCGAGAAGAGGGCUGGCGCUGUUGUUGCGAAUCUUUCAACAGCACUGCAGCAACUUCAGUCGGAUGUUGCCGUGGCGAAGCGAGAAGCGGAGUUGACUAACCAGGAAGUAUCAGCAAUACAGGAAGAGACUGCGCAGAUGUACUUGACCAUUAAAUUUUAUGAAGAAAGACUCCGAGAUGCGGCAAAGGAACUCGAAGCAGGUAAGGAGUUAGAAGCGGUGGCUCUCGAGCAGUUACAGACACUAACCGAUAGUACAAUGAGAGAGAGAGCGAUCGCCGCUCUUUUUUGUUCGACGAUAACUCUGUCCAGGUUUGAGUAUUACUAUCUGAUCAACCAUGCAAGGUCGGCCCAAGAAGUUGCUGACAUGAAGGUGGCUGCGGCUGAGGCAUGUACCGAAGCAAUUCAAGCUAGAGAGAAGGAGAUGCACUUUUUGAUGGCCGAAACUACUCGGAGGGACGACUUCAUGAGGCGGAAGAACAAGAAGACAGAGGAAAGACUGACGAGCUCGAGAGAACACGAUCAGGAGAGAGAAUUAGCAGAGCCAUUAAAGCCUAAGCUUGCGAUAGCAAUGCCAAGAAGGUCGAUUACUCUAGGCCGUGGUGGUUUAGCCGCUAUGCAACCGAGAAGAUCUAUUACCUUAGCUGGUGGCGUAGCAGUAGCGGGAGAGUCAGGAACGGUAAGAAAGGUUAGAAGGUCAUCAUCACUUUUGCCGACGACACGGAGCAGCACCACCAGACCUCAGCCAGCAUUCGCCUCCAGGAGAAAGGUGGUGGUGCACAGACUUGUUAAUUUCUUGAGUUGGAGAGUUAGAAAGAACUAGGGAGGACAAUGUAUUCUGGGAGCUUAAUUUGGAUGUUCGAAAUCUCUUCUGGAGUGGUGUAGUGCAACGUAUAUUGCUCGUUUCUUCCUUUACUUGUUACCCGUUGUCGCCGAGCAAAUUAAUUACGGCCUGUACAUGUUUGUUUGAUUUUAUGUACAAUGAUAUUUCGUGUAAAAUUAACUCUCGGGUUGAAAAUUU
Ananas comosus (pineapple) is the source of this 2035-nucleotide messenger RNA. Its product is annotated as protein PLASTID MOVEMENT IMPAIRED 15-like. The coding region runs from base 248 to 1837 and encodes 529 amino acids. Lineage: Eukaryota; Viridiplantae; Streptophyta; Magnoliopsida; Poales; Bromeliaceae. The transcript is spliced from 3 exons. The record is from RefSeq and is a predicted model, not a curated record.